UUAGAUUAAUUGUAAACAGAUGUAUUGAUGUUUUAAACAAUAACCCGCUCUGAGUUUACUUUCAGUGGGACCUUUGCUAGGAAAUGACGUAGGACGUUUUAGCUUCGUUGCUAACACAACUGAUUGUACUAGCUAACAUCGGCUAACGUUUCCUCAGAUCAAGAUGGUAAACCGUUCGGAACUUCCGUGUUAGUGUUAGCCGCCGAUCUGGGAGAAGUUUGCUUCUGGUUUGCAGAGUUUGGGUUUUUAAACACAUUUCAGCAUAUUUUGUAUGUAUUUUGUUAUGUUAACCACACUGUACUUGAUAUAUAAGACAAAUGCAAUGCUUAGUUAGUGUUUAAUACAAAGUUAAGUAGAUACUUCUGUCCUUAUGCAGAAGCCAACGUUAGCUAUGGUUCGUUUCCUUCUAGUAUGUAUACAGUAAGACACUGGCAAUUCGACUGCACUAUAUUAAUGAUGUUAUGUUGAUCGACUUAUAUUUAAUAUGACACUAGCAAAAUUUUCAUUGUACUAUCUUGUAAAGUAGCUAGAGUGGCUGGUUUCUAUCUCGUGGCUAAACUUCCAGAUCCAAACUCAGAUAGUCGCACGGUUGUUGUCGUCACAAGCUCUUCCACUAAGUGACGCAUCAUGAAACGUGCCAGAGGCGGUGAUGGUGAGGAAGCUCCCCGCCAGAAUGCCCCUGCAGGCCAGAGGAAAUCGGACCAAAGUGACGGGGACAACAGUGGUUGUGACCUCGGCCAAGCUGACAUGCAAGACGAAGACGAUAACCCGGGGAUCCGGAGGGAAAUACGGAGCAAGUACAGAGAACUCAUCCAGUCAGUGCAACAGAAUAGGGAAGACAUGCUGAGUCCCUCCAACAACAAGCUCACAGAAGUUUUAGAAGAGGCAAACAAACUUUUUAAAGAUGUGCGGCAGUCGAGAGAAGCUGCUCUGGAUGCUCAGCUCCUCGUUGUGACCUCAGACCUCGGCAAGGAGAAAGCCAGCCAACUUGCCGCGGAAGGCGCUGCUUUUGAUCCCACUGCUUUCACUGAACACCUUGUGAGUAUAUUAUUUAUACACGUAAUUACUGCCAAAGUUCAGUUCAGUAGGUUCAGUGACCACAAUGGCAGCUGAGGAAAAGCUGUUACC
This is a messenger RNA of Notothenia coriiceps (black rockcod), 1128 nucleotides long. RefSeq names its product non-structural maintenance of chromosomes element 4 homolog A-like. Gene Ontology annotation, cellular component: Smc5-Smc6 complex; nucleus. The transcript is spliced from 4 exons. Bases 628 to 1113 code for a protein of 161 amino acids. Lineage: Eukaryota; Metazoa; Chordata; Actinopteri; Perciformes; Nototheniidae. Gene Ontology annotation, biological process: DNA repair. The record is from RefSeq and is a predicted model, not a curated record.